Molecule: messenger RNA, 471 nt
Organism: Quercus lobata
Lineage: Eukaryota; Viridiplantae; Streptophyta; Magnoliopsida; Fagales; Fagaceae
Exons: 1
Coding region: 1-471 (156 amino acids)
Source: RefSeq, a predicted model, not a curated record
AUGUAUAAUGGUAGGAUGGACCUGGUGGAACAUGUUAACCAUUUCAACCAAAGAAUGGUUGUCCACUCAAAGAAUGAAGCCUUAAUGUGUAUGGUAUUCCCAUCUAGCUUGGGGCCAGUGGCGAUGAGAUGGUUUGACGGAUUGGAGGAAGGAUCAAUUAGCUCUUUUCAAGAGCUUACUAGGGCUUUUAGGGCUCGAUUUGUUACAUGUAGCAGGGUUCCUUGUCCUUUGGAUUUCUUGCUGUCUAUGGUCAUGCGAGAGGGAGAGACUCUGAAGAUGUACUUAGAUAGGUAUUGGGAGAUGUUCAAUAAAAUAGAUGUAAAUUUUGAUGAUGUAGCAAUAAGGACAUUUAAGGUCAGCCUACUUGCUGAGCAUGAUUUAAGGAAGUUUUUGACAAGGAAGCUUGCUAAAAGCAUACGACAGCUCAUGGAUCGAAUUGAUGAAUAUAAACGGGUUGAGGAGGACCAAUAA